AUGGAGCAUCUGUGCCCAAACGCGUCGCGCUGCGUCACUGCUCUCCAAAGCUCGGCAGGGAUGAUGUGGUUCACCGGCGUUGCCAUCGCUGCAAUUUACGGUGUGAUCAGCGUAUUCGGACUUAUUGGUAACAUUACACUCAUCAGGACGUUUUGUUCGGCCAAAUCCAUCCGCAAUGUGCCAAAUCUGUUCAUGUCCAGUCUGGCUCUGGGGGACGUUUUACUGCUGGUGACCUGCGCUCCGGUGGACGCCAGCCGCUACCUGUCAGAAGAGUGGCUGUUCGGGAGGGUGGGCUGUAAAGUCAUCCCCUUCAUUCAGCUCACUUCUGUUGGGGUGUCAGUGUUCACGCUCACUGCCCUCUCUGCUGACAGGUACAGGGCCAUUGUUAAGCCUUUGGACAUCCAAACAUCAAGAACCACAACCAGCAUUGUCCUGCAGGCAGCACUCAUCUGGCUCUUCUCCCUGGUCCUGGCUAUCCCAGAGGCUGUCUUCUCUGACCUCCACACCUUCAACCUUACCUCCACCAAUGAGAGUUUUGUCACUUGCGCCCCUUACCCUCAUGCUGGUGAUCUGCACCCUAAGAUCCACUCCAUGGCCUCUUUCCUGAUUUUCUACAUUAUUCCUCUUCUGGUCAUAUCAGUGUACUACACCUUUAUCGCCCACAGCCUGAUGAGGAGCGCCUCUAACCUGCCUGUGGAGGGUAAUGUGCAUGCAAGGCAACAGGUUGAAUCAAGAAAGCGCUUGGCCAAGACAGUUCUGGUGUUUGUGGGUCUCUUUGCAAUAUGCUGGCUUCCUAGUCAUGUCAUCUACUUGUACCGCUCCUACCACUACUCUCAGGUUGACACCUCCCUGGUUCACUUUGUGUGCAGCGUGGUAGCUCGCAUCCUGGCUUUCACCAACUCCUGCAUCAACCCGUUUGCACUUUACCUGCUGAGCAAAAGCUUCCAGAAGCAGUUCAACAAGCAGCUGUGUUGUUGUUGUCACAAGAUCUUUAAACGCGGCCUGCAGAGUCCGGCUCAUUAUAGCGCCCGUGUGACGUCUGUCCGCAGCACAAAUCACUCCAUGGUGAGUCUGAGCGCGGUGAACGGCAAAUGGGAGGAAGAUCAGGAGGACUGUGUGUAA
Messenger RNA from Cheilinus undulatus (humphead wrasse), 1122 nucleotides. RefSeq names its product gastrin-releasing peptide receptor (gene grpr). Gene Ontology annotation, biological process: G protein-coupled receptor signaling pathway. Gene Ontology annotation, molecular function: G protein-coupled peptide receptor activity. The coding region runs from base 1 to 1122 and encodes 373 amino acids. Gene Ontology annotation, cellular component: membrane. The record is from RefSeq and is a predicted model, not a curated record. NCBI's taxonomy places the organism in Eukaryota, Metazoa, Chordata, Actinopteri, Labriformes, Labridae. The transcript has 4 exons.